Didymosphaeria variabile is the source of this 1971-nucleotide messenger RNA. RefSeq lists its product as uncharacterized. Gene Ontology annotation, biological process: homocysteine metabolic process. The record is from RefSeq and is a predicted model, not a curated record. NCBI's taxonomy places the organism in Eukaryota, Fungi, Ascomycota, Dothideomycetes, Pleosporales, Didymosphaeriaceae. Bases 1 to 1971 code for a protein of 656 amino acids. The transcript has a single exon. Gene Ontology annotation, cellular component: cytosol. Gene Ontology annotation, molecular function: [methionine synthase] reductase (NADPH) activity; FMN binding; flavin adenine dinucleotide binding.
AUGGACAACGAACAUAGCAUACCCACGACCGCAACCUCACAUCCUCACGACCCAAUUCCUUCCGAACCGCGACACGUUCCUGAGCUCACGCUGAAGCCGUCGAGCCCGCACCAACACGCCGAGCACACGUCGCCACAAUCGCUCGGCGAGUCGAUGAUAUGGAGCAACACCAGCAGCGACGACUCCGAGGCGCCAUUGACGCCCAACACUGAGCCGGAGCGCCAGAUGGACGAGAUCGUCGACAAGUUGCAGGAGCUGCCGACUUCGACCGUCAAUUUCAACGAGCAACAGCGUCCUCGACGCGCCUCUACCACCCUCAUCUCUGAGAACCCCUCCGACAUUCGAAGAAUACUAGGCGAUGGCGAGACGGCCACCCAGCUCAUCAGCCAAUGCUGCGGAGGCGGCUGCUGUUUGCUCAAGACAUUGGCCCCUGACACCGCGUCACCCAACUUCCUGCCCGUUGUCAUACCGGAUAACAAGGCCUUCAGAAGCUUGAACCUGCGAUUGGGACCCCUCGCUCUUGAUAGCGAGCUCACAGAUACGACGCCGCUGCCUCCGGUCAACAUGUCCUUCGAAAAAUUACCCUCGACCGAGGCACACCAUGUCACCAAGGUUCAUAAGGAACCUCCCAAAUACAUGAAGCCGCACCCGCCCUACGAUGUAUACUCCGCGCCUUUGUACCACGCCCGCGAAUUGACGAAGCCUGGUGCUGAGAAGAGAACCUUCCACUUCGACAUCGACGUAACCGACUAUCCGGACGAGGGUGGUGUCGAGUUCAAGGUCGGAGGAGCGAUUGGCGUCUGUCCGCCGAACUCGCAGGAGAUAGUGGACGAAUUAUUCGACGUGCUCUGCAUUCCAAAGUUUGUCCGCGAUAAGCCGGCCAUCCUCAAGACAUUCACCGGUCGUUGGCCUACCAUUUGGGGAGAUGACCAGGCUCGCGAGCUGGUCACCACGCGUCGAGAGCUACUUACCUGGUGCACAGACUUGCAGUCAUUCCCACCUACCAAGAACUUGCUCCGCCUUAUGGCCGAAUACUCUGAUGCGCCAAAUGAGAAGAAGAUUCUCAUGUAUCUGACCUCGGCCCAAGGGCAGGCUGCCUUCUGUGAUCUCCGCACGACAUCUCAUAUCACCGUACCUCAGCUUCUAAGCGCCUUUCCGUCUGCGAAACCACCCCUCCCCGCUCUGCUCUCAAACCUGAAUCAACUCAUGCCGCGUUUCUACUCGCUCUCGAACGACCCCCACAUCUCAGCCGCUCGUCCUGGCCUACCGGGAAACCGCCGCCUCAUCGAAAUCGCUGUCACUGUUCAUGAAUCUCCCGACUGGCAUACUGAGAAUGGUACCCGUACGGGUGUAGGCAGUGGCUUCAUGGAACGCCUAGCCCUUCAGUUCAUCAAGGCGGAGAACGAGGGAAUCGAUCCGAGCAUCCUUGAUCUCCGCGUACCCAUGUUCCGUGGACUCAUGUCCAACCCGCUCUCGCGUCAGUUCGGUGGAGAUGGUCCAAUGGUGCUCAUUGGUGCUGGUGUGGGCAUGGCACCUUUCCGAGGCUUCAUCCUUAACAGGUUAAAGAACGCCAACUGCGCAAACAAGAUCUGGUUGAUCCAGGGUGUUCGCGACUCUAUGGUGGACGAGCUCUACUCUGGUGAACUGGGAGAUCAUGAGCGCGAGAUUAAGAAGGUCGUCCAAAGUCGUAAGGUCAAGGUCGGCGCAAGCGACGCCAAGUACGUUCAGGACGAGGUGCGCACGCAGGCCGACAUUGUCUGGUUUGUGAUUAACGCCCUUGACGGUCGUAUCUUCGUCUGCGGAAGCAGCAAGGGUAUGGGCGAGGGUGUCGAGAAGGCACUCAUGGAUGUGGCCAUGCAGAAGGGUGGUAUUAGCGAAGCCGAAGCUCAUGAGUUUUGGACCAAGAAGAAGGAAGACGGUCAAUAUAUCGCUGUAAGUCUUCCUGAUGUCUGGCUCGUGGACCCAUACUGA